CAAUCGUUCCUCUUUGAUACCUUCCAACUAGUUUCAAUUUUUCUCUAGUUUCAGUGUCUUUCUGAGGAGGAAAAAUAUGUGUGAAAAGCCAAUUGUGAAAAAACGUAAAACAAGAAAAUAAGUUUGGCCACAAGUAAUAAGUUGCUGCAUUUGGGACAUUUCUUGGGUGAAAUAAUGGCCAGUAGAUACAAUGUGGAAGGGGCUUCACCACCACCAGGGAUAUUAGAAAACCCACCAUCUGGGUCUGCUGGUCAUCAUGGUCAUGAUGGUACUACGCAUCUUUGGGGAGGAUUUGUUAUUUGCAUUUUGACUGUCUUGGUGUGUGCCUCUUUAUACUUCCUUUGCAGGAGGAAGCUCAUACCUCUUCUCAGAAGGAACUCACAGCGGAAGGGAAAAGGUAGCUUGAAAGACGAGAAAGUCACAAUGCUAAGGCGUUUUCAGCUGGAGGAGCUAAUUAAGGCAACCAAGAACUUCAAUCAGGAGUGCCUGUUAGGGUCUGGUGCUUUUGGGAAUGUAUACAAAGGGACCUUUGAUGUUGAAGGGACACUAGCAAUUAAAAGAGCCCACAACGACGCAUACCAGAGUCUUGAAGAAUUUAGAAAUGAAGUGAAACUACUUUCAAAAGUAAGACACAGAAACCUCGUUGGCUUGGUGGGAUUUUGUGAAGAACCUGGAGCAGAAGGGUCAAAAAUGUUGGUUUAUGAAUAUGUACCAAAUGGUUCUCUGCUCGAGUACAUAACGGGAAGAAGAGGGAGGAAUAUCAGUUGGAGGCAAAGAGUAGUCAUUGCCAUUGGAGCAGCAAAAGGUAUUGCUCAUUUGCAUGAAGGGAUCAGACCAAGUAUAAUCCACCGUGACAUAAAGCCAAGUAACAUCUUAGUAGGAGAUGGGUUUGAAGCCAAAGUAUCAGAUUUUGGACUGGUUAAAUCCGGGCCCACUGGAGAUCAAUCACAUGUUAGUAGCCAAGUGAAAGGAACUCCAGGAUACCUUGAUCCUGCCUAUUGUUCUAGCUUCCACUUAACCCCAUUCAGUGAUGUCUACAGCUUUGGUGUUAUACUUCUGCAACUUGUUACUGCCAGGCCUGCAAUUGAAACGCAUAGAAUUCAUUCUAAUUAUCAUGUCAUAGAAUGGGCAAGGCCUAGUUUAGAACGAGGUCGAGUUGAGGAAAUUCUAGAUGCUAAUCUGCUAUCAGAACCAUGCAACAUCGAGAUGAUGCUAAAAAUGGGGCAACUUGGCCUGAGAUGUGUUGUGAAAACACCAAAACAUCGCCCUACAAUGACCCAGGUUUGGCAAGAACUAGAAGCUUCCCUGUUUUCGGCAGAAAACUUCAUUAACAAGCGCCUUUCCUCAGAUUCUCGAAUAUCAGCUGGUGCAUCUCGUAGGGCGUCGGUGGACUGUGAUUGCUCUCAAAGCUUUGUGAGCAUAAAUGGCAUUGGAUUUCAGAGGUUUCAUGUAGAGAUGGAUAGCCUGUCCUUCCAGAGUACAAGCUUGAGAUGCCUGGAGAAUAAUAGCAUUAGUAUUGAGAUUGAUAAGAACAAUUUGAAUGACAUAUGCGAGGAAAAGAGUAUAGAAGAAGAACCACUAAGCACAUCAUAUAUGCAUUAAAAAAUACGCCUCUUCCUUCUUUUUCUACUUGUAUUUUUUUUUUUUUCCGUGUUAGGAAUGAUUCCAAUACCGUAUUUUAAAUUUUAUGUCCCUGUUUGUUUAUGGAGGCAGGCUUAGAGACAAUGUGUAUUGAGACUAGUAUACGGUUGAUGCAAAUACUUGAUGGCGCUUGUUUUCGUUCAUAUGAAUCCAGGAAUGUAAUUCUGUAUU
This is a messenger RNA of Ziziphus jujuba (common jujube), 1812 nucleotides long. Its product is annotated as probable serine/threonine-protein kinase PBL10. The coding region runs from base 175 to 1602 and encodes 475 amino acids. Lineage: Eukaryota; Viridiplantae; Streptophyta; Magnoliopsida; Rosales; Rhamnaceae. The transcript has 6 exons. Gene Ontology annotation, molecular function: ATP binding; protein kinase activity. Gene Ontology annotation, biological process: protein phosphorylation. The record is from RefSeq and is a predicted model, not a curated record.